AUGCAUCCGGUUUUCGCUAUCGAUAGCGAGCGCCGUAUCUGCAGGACUGAGCUGAUACUGAUGAUAGCGGCGCUGUACGCGCUGGAGUAUAUUGCGCAGGGUGCGAAGAAGACUGCGUGGAACUGGCAAUGGAGGGAGCGCACUGCUCGGCCGGAGGGCGUAGAUGCGCGGGUGCCGUACCUGCCGUGUACGCGAAGCCAACAUGCAAUGCAGCAUGAGAGUGCGACCAAGGCGCUCAGCGUUGCGAAGCAGGAAUUCAAGCGCGGCAGCACUUUAUCCUGUAUCAACUCUGAUGAGCUGGAAAGCGGUGGGAAGAACCCAACCCACAAGACGCCGUCGACGAGAAAGCAGCCCCGUAUUCGGCCGUCCCCUUCCGCGCACGUUCCCAAUCCGCCGGCACGUGACCCACCCAACCACCAAGAACACGGCUCGCUUCCGGCCUGGCUCGACGCCGAUCAGCGCACUCCAGCCACAAGAUCGACGCUCCGCUUUCUUCUUUGA
This is a messenger RNA of Trematosphaeria pertusa, 501 nucleotides long. RefSeq lists its product as uncharacterized. The transcript has a single exon. Bases 1 to 501 code for a protein of 166 amino acids. The record is from RefSeq and is a predicted model, not a curated record. Lineage: Eukaryota; Fungi; Ascomycota; Dothideomycetes; Pleosporales; Trematosphaeriaceae.